This is a messenger RNA of Saccharomycodes ludwigii, 1302 nucleotides long. RefSeq names its product ATP-dependent RNA helicase DBP8 (gene DBP8). The record is from RefSeq and is a predicted model, not a curated record. Bases 1 to 1302 code for a protein of 433 amino acids. Lineage: Eukaryota; Fungi; Ascomycota; Saccharomycetes; Saccharomycodales; Saccharomycodaceae. Gene Ontology annotation, molecular function: nucleic acid binding; RNA helicase activity; ATP binding. The transcript has a single exon.
AUGUCCGAUUUUAAAAGCUUAGGCGUACCAAAAUGGUUAGCUGAUUCUUUAAAUGCCAUGAAAAUCACAAAACCAACAGAAAUCCAAAAGCAUUGUAUCCCUGAAAUUUUAAGUGGCAAGGAUUGUAUUGGUGGAGCAAAAACAGGUAGCGGUAAAACCAUUGCAUUUGCAGCACCGAUGUUGAGUAGAUGGAGUGAAGAUCCUAGCGGGAUGUUUGGUUUAAUUUUGACACCUACGAGAGAAUUAGCCAUGCAAAUUGCCGAGCAAUUUACUGCAUUAGGAAGCUCCAUGAAUAUUAGGGUUUGUAUAUGCGUUGGUGGAGAAGAUAUUGUCAAGCAAGCCAUCGAAUUAGAAAGGAAACCACAUUUUAUUAUAGCUACGCCCGGUAGAUUGGCACAUCAUGUUUUAAAUGGUGGAGACCAAGUUGUCAAAGGAUUAAAGAGAGUCAAAUUCCUAGUACUAGAUGAAGCCGAUAUUUUGUUGACCAACACUUUUAGUAGUGAUUUAGUAAGAUGCGUUUCUGCAUUACCACCAAAGGAUAAAAGACAAAACUUGUUAUUUACAGCAACAAUGACCGAUCAAGUAAAGCAGUUGCAAAAAAAUGGUAGCAAACCUUGUUUCAGCUAUCAGGUGGAAACUGUCGAUAAUAUAGCCAUUCCAUCAACUUUGAAAAUCGAUUAUUUAUUAGUACCUGAGCAUGUUAAAGAGGCUUAUUUAUACCAAAUACUGAGCAGCGAGGACUAUCAAUCAAAAAGUGCCAUUGUAUUUGUUAAUAGAACAGCAACAGCAGAAAUAUUAAGAAGAACUUUGAAAAGUUUAGAUAUAAGAGUAGCAUCGUUACAUUCCCAAAUGCCACAGCAAGAAAGAACAAAUUCAUUACAUAGAUUUCGUGCAUCUGCUGCCAGAGUAUUGAUUGCUACUGAUGUAGCCAGUAGAGGUUUAGAUAUCCCAGUUGUUCAAUUAGUAGUUAACUAUGAUAUUCCAGCAAAUCCUGAUACAUUUAUUCAUAGAAGCGGUCGUACGGCACGUGCUGGUAGAAAAGGUGAGGCAUUAUCUUUUGUAACGCCGAAGGAUGUUGAACGUAUACAUGCUAUUGAAGAGAGAAUUAAUAAAAAAAUGGAAGAGUUCACAGGUGUUCAUGAUACGGCUGUUAUUAGAAAGGCUUUGAGCAAAGUUACGACGGCUAAAAGGGAAAGUAUUAUGUCUAUGGAAAGGGAAAACUUUGGUGAACAAAGAAGGGUACAAUUAUUGAAAAAAAGUUCAAAUAACGGUAAUAUUAGUAAGAAAAGUUAUAGGCGAUAA